Messenger RNA from Blepharisma stoltei, 1860 nucleotides. The record is from the annotation of a GenBank genome assembly. NCBI's taxonomy places the organism in Eukaryota, Ciliophora, Heterotrichea, Heterotrichida, Blepharismidae.
AUGAAAGAGUCGUAUAUUGCAGGGAUUGUUUCCUUUAUUUUAAUAUGUGUUUGUAUUGCAAUAUUGAUUAUGCAAGUAAUUUCUAAAGGUGAUAAAGAAAAACUCGGAAAGUUCUCGUUAGUUGAUGGAGAAUUUUUAAGGGCUCAUAUUAUUGGAGAUUAUGGAGAAUUACGGAAGAGCCAUGAGCUGAAAAAUGGGAAGUGGUAUGUAGAGUAUGUGGCCGAAAAAAUGAGAGAGAUUUCUGAUACUCAGCCCAUUUCAAUGGUAAUUUCAGUUGGAGAUAAUAUCUAUAAUAAGCCUAAAGGAAGCUUCGAUGAAAGAAAUUUUAAACUUAUGGAUAAAAUUUUUAGUGAAGGCUCUAUUGGGAUGAAACCAUGAUAUCUUGUGCUCGGAAAUCAUGACUGCAGGUCAGAUUAUUCUACUGAAAUCGAUAUGAGUAAGCUCUACCGUAACUGAAACAUGCCUAAGCCUUAUUGAAAUUCUACAAUCAAUAUUGGAAAUUCUAAAAAGGUCAGUGUCAUAUAUCUAAAUACUUGCGAAAUUGGCUGCGAAACGACAAAAACUUUUCCACACCUCCUUUCUGAGUGUGAAGAUAAUAAAGAAAAGUAUUCAAAUAAAAAAAUAAACAAGCAAUAUUCCUGGCUUGAAAGCACUCUUUCUUCAUUAUAUAAAGACCCUUCGAUUUCUUGGCUUAUUGUUGUCAUGCAUAUGCCAAUGUUUUCUGCCAGCAAGGCUCAUGGUGAUAAUGAACAAUUAAAAACAAGGCUAUAUUGCUUCUCCAUGUUUGCCUAAUAGAUAAAUAAGUUAUUUUUAAGAGAAAAUCUUUACUCCCCCCCCUCCGUGAGUGAACAAAAAAAUUUUGUUCACUACGAGGGGGGUUAAUUUUUUUUUUUCUAAAAAAUUUAUAUAUAAAUUUUAUAAAAAUUUUUUUUUUGAAUUUUAAAAAUAUCCUAAUUUGCAAAAAUUGGAAAGCAAAUAUUAAUUUAAUUUAUAAAAUUUAUGUUUUAAAAAGCAAUUUUUUUAAAAUUAAACAGAAUUAGCUCUAGAUUUCAUUAUAUAAUAAUUAUCACUUAUAUAUCAAAUUUUUUUUCCAUAAAAAAUUUUUGUUCACUCACGGAGGGUAGGUUUUUGGGCAAAAAAUGGCGAUUUUUCUAAUGGCUUUGUUCACUCACGGAGGGGGGGAGUUAGAAAAUUAAUAUAUACCCUUUGUUGUUUAAAUAUAACGUAGACUUAGUAUUAGCAGGCCAUGACCACCUGAUGCAAUAUAUGGCAAACAAAAAAGCCUCUGAGCCUACACCUUUUGAGCCAAAGGUCAAUGAUACUGAUAGUCUUGAUUGCGGAUAUUUGGAGUAUGUGCCUUAUCAGAGAGAAGUGGAAUUCGAUAAAGGAGAAUAUUUACACCAAGUUGUAAUGGGAGCUGGAGGAGGAGACCUUGACCCAAUUUGCCCAAAGAGAGUUACAGAUAUGGCAGAGUUGCUAUACGCGAAUACUAAUUAUGGGUUUGCUGAGCUGUAUGCGGAUCCAGAUUUACUCAGUAUCAAUUUUUAUUCUUAUUAAAAAUGAAUAAUCCAUUAGCUUGAUGAUUAAAAAAUUGCUAAGUUUUGAUAUGUAGUAUAUUGCUUUUUUAUAUAAAGGGCUAUUUUUAAAAAGAAUAUUAGAAGAUCAUAAAAAUUCUGAAAAAUUAAACGGAGAAAAGUUUGGAACUAGGCUAAUAAUUAAUUUUUAACUAAUAAAUCAUAAAUCUAAAGGGCUAUUUAGUAUUAAUGAUUAUAUGAAUAUAAUAGCUCACAGCCUGUUUUUACAGCAAAUAUCCAUAGCUACAACUUAACAGGUGUCUCAAAUCUCCAGAAAUCUAAUUAA